AUAAAUAUAUAUCAGAAAGACCACCAGAUGGGUAUGGCGUAAAUUCUAAAAAAUUUAUCCAUCAUGAUCUUAUAAACCCAACCCCUUCAGCCAGCAAAAUUAUAGAAUCUUUAGCUAAUAAUCUUUAUAAAAAAGUGUCAGAUAUGUUUUCAGCAAAGCCAGUGGAAUCGAAGAAAAAUAUUGAAGUCGACUUUGAUAAAGAACUGGCUGAUUGUAUAGAUAAAUUAUCAAUAAAUAAAGUUUUAUCAAAAGGUUUUGAGGCGGGCGUUCAUGCUAGUAGUUCAAGCAAAUCAUUAUCUAAGAAGAUAUUCAAAUCUCACAAGAUCAAUAAGGAACCUAAGUCUCACAAAAGGGGUGGGAGUAAGCAAACAGUUUUAGAACAAACUAUUCGUAAAAUUAUCCAAAGUGAACUUAAAGAUAUUUUACCUUCAUUAUUGCAGGAGCUCAAUUUUAAUAAUGAAAA
This is a messenger RNA of Dentiscutata erythropus, 463 nucleotides long. The record is from the annotation of a GenBank genome assembly. Lineage: Eukaryota; Fungi; Glomeromycota; Glomeromycetes; Diversisporales; Gigasporaceae.